AGGACUGAUGACGAUGUCGCCGCCGUCCACCAGCUGCCACCCAGCCAUGAAGUCGCCGAUGUUGGUGACGUCCGGCACGACACGAGGCCUUCCGUGGGCGUUGACGUACUCCAGAGUCGUGGGCGCCACCGAGAUCUCGCUGAUGACCCCGCCGCCGGGCUGCCCGACGCCGGCCGCCGGGCUGCCCUGCCGGACUUUCAUGUCCAUGUCUGCCGUCAUGGUCCGCGGGUCGCCGUCGACAGUGAUCUUGACGUCCUUGCUGAGCACGUCGAGUCGAUCAGCCAU
Messenger RNA from Vitrella brassicaformis, 285 nucleotides. The record is from the annotation of a GenBank genome assembly. NCBI's taxonomy places the organism in Eukaryota, Vitrellaceae.